Messenger RNA from Cloeon dipterum, 3387 nucleotides. RefSeq names its product mitoferrin (gene mfrn). NCBI's taxonomy places the organism in Eukaryota, Metazoa, Arthropoda, Insecta, Ephemeroptera, Baetidae. Gene Ontology annotation, cellular component: mitochondrial membrane. The coding region runs from base 172 to 1290 and encodes 372 amino acids. The transcript has 6 exons. Gene Ontology annotation, molecular function: ferrous iron transmembrane transporter activity. Gene Ontology annotation, biological process: iron import into the mitochondrion. The record is from RefSeq and is a predicted model, not a curated record.
CACUUUGCUAUCAUGGCGAGUUUGAGGACAGUUUCACCUGCAAUUCUGUCCUAGAUCGCUGAGCCAGAAGGAAAACAGCCGCGACCAUCAGUCAAAGUGGCGCGGGCACCAGUUGCCAAGAGCGAAGGGUUGGAAGUUGAAAUCACCGCGUGCCGACUAGCCGACUCCGACAUGAAUCCUGACGACUACGAAAAACUGCCAACCAACAAUGUGGUGACCAACAUGAGUGCGGGAGCCAUCGCUGGAAUCAUGGAGCACUGCGUCAUGUACCCUCUUGACUCGGUCAAGACGAGGAUGCAGAGUUUGAAUAAUUUCGGCGGCCCGGCAACCAGGGGCAUCUACGACACACUAUCCCAAAUGGUGCGCCAGGAGGGUAUUCUGAGGCCUUGUCGAGGAAUGAGCGCGUUGGUCGUCGGGGCGGGCCCCGCACACGCACUCUACUUCUCCUGCUACGAAUACUCAAAAGAAAAAUUAACCCGGUUAGUUCCUAGUGCGUCGGAUUUUGCUCCAGGCGUUGCGGGCGCGAUGGCUGCUCUUUUACAUGACGGUGUUAUGAAUCCAGCGGAAGUUGUGAAACAGCGAUUGCAAAUGUACGGCAGCCCAUACAAAUCAUGCAUAGAGUGCGUUCGGAAAGUGUACCAGGCGGAGGGAGCCGGCGCCUUUUACCGCUCGUACGGAACCCAGCUGACAAUGAAUGUGCCCUUCCAGAGCAUCCACUUCAUGACCUACGAGCUGAUGCAGAAGCACAUCAACACGGACGGCCGGUACAACCCCAAGGCGCACAUGUUCAGCGGCGCCGUUGCAGGUGCCGUUGCCGCAGCGGUAACUACGCCACUUGACGUUUGCAAAACGCUGCUCAACACGCAAGAAUCGGCCGUCUCCGGCUUGUUCAACGCCGCCAGAACGAUAUACAACCUGAACGGUCUGGGUGGCUUCUUCAAGGGCCUGCGGGCGCGCGUGCUUUACCAGAUGCCGUCGACCGCUAUCUGCUGGUCAACGUACGAAUUCUUCAAGUACUGCUUGAACUCGAACAUGCGCGUGGAGGCGAGCUCACUGCUGCCGUCCCUGGACGUGGUCAACACCACCAGUGGCCCAGCGGCGAGGGACGAGGCGCCCCAAAUGCGGGAGCUUCCGCCGAGAAUCAUCCCUGCGCAUCCACCGGCCCAGCCGGUGGCGCCGCUUUCCACCUUGCCGGCGCUCGCUUUCAACGCAGUCCACCAUUCCUCGCACCGUGACAUGCACAACUCUGCCCUGCUCGAGGGCAUCACCACAAAGAUGCCGCGAUCGUAGCUGACCAUCUCAACAACUGCUUCUGCCACAUAGUUGAAAGGAAAUCCGUGUGGAACGAUAUGACAGUCAUUUUUCAAGAAACGACAAAGCAAGCAAGGGUGCUCGGCGGUGGCGAAGAGAGUCCUUUCCACCCCCCACUUGUUCUCCUGAAGUCUUAAUCUCAUUUCAAACCAUCUGCAAAUCCCAGUUGCUUCAAAUAUAGCAAAAUUAAUUGCGAUCGGCACUUUAGCUGGAUGAUAAACACCUGUUGUCGUGCCACUACAAAUUUAGCAUUUCUGACGUCACUCAUGAAUACUGCAAUAGCGUUCGUUUUGAAUAAGUGGCUUUCACAUGACGAAAGCGAUACCUUUUGCAGUUAAUUAUUGAGGAACAACUCGAACAUCAAAGAAGGCAAAAGAACAUUUUCAUUUUAUUUCACAUUUUCUAGCCACACGCUUUAUUUAAUUUGCCGCAUUUUAGAUACCACAAAUUUUUUGUUUUGGUAUCUGUACAAGAGAAAAUCUCUGCCAUAUGUAUAGUAUCAAAAUAAACACAAGUCGCACUCAAACUACAUAAAAAUAUAAUUUAGUACGUCUGUUGUAAAAAUCAAAGCAUGUGGCACUGUGUGCGAUGUGGUGGAAAUGCCUCAGAUCGAAGUAUGCAGGUUCUGUUUAGUUAAUCCACCUGGAAUGAAGGUCUCAGUGUUCCAAGUUUCAGCCAGGCUGGUUUCGGAAUUUUCCGGCAUGUUUCAGCUGGCUUUUUCCGGAUUUUUCCCGUCAAAUGGUAAAAUUAAAUCUUGCAAACAGGUUUUCUGGGGUACAAUUUUACGGGGAAUCUGAAUUUGGCGUUCAUUUAAAUUUUAGCACUUGUAAAUUUUUUAGGAGAGCACAAUUUAAAGCUUAAUAAGUGUCCUAGGGACAGCUAAAAUAUUUUUUAAAAAAUGUGCCACAAUAUUGUGGAAAAUUUCCCCCCACAGCCCAAGUUAACGCCACCGUUAGAAUUUUUCAGAUGGGGCACCGAGCUAGUACCCAGGAAACAGUGGUCCUUGAGUUCUGGAACGUGGAAAACGUGUCCUAUGUAAACAAUCAUUUUAUGCAUAAUAUAUGGAAUUUGCCGGCUAUAACCGUUUUAAAUCGGUUUUAACGACUCAUGUUAUUUUCCGGAAAAAGCCGGCAUUUUGCGAACACUGGAAGGUCUGAGCUUUCUCAUCGAGUUGUUAUGAGCACGACAAGCACUUACAAAUUCAAAUCUUUUGCUGGAGGUCUGCAAUUUGGACGCACCAGACCGAAUAGAAUCUUUCAAGUGCUGAUUACAAAUAGGUUGCUGGACAAAAUUUGGGUCAGCACCCCUCCAAGAACUUAUAACUUGCCCUUACGACAACCCACAUCCAAUGUCACAACUGUUUUCUCAAGAAGCACUACACUGUUGAAUAGUGGUUAAAUCGAUGUUAAAAAAAUGAUACGGAAUGACCACCAAUUUUCUUCAUCUUGGCCGCUCUCGAAAGUUUUUCCUUUCACGUUGUAGCCCUUUUAAUGUUAUAUUUAGAGAUUUUGCAGUAAAAUAGUCGUAUAGGUGCGAAACUUUCUAGGGUCCAAUAACGAAAACUUGGUGGCCACUUUGUUGGUGGGUAAAUUAGUUUUUGACUCCGGUUGAGGCGGAGUCGGGAAAUUAAUUCGGCUCCUCUGAUGACUGGCUCUGGCUGUGAAAUGCUGUAUCAUAAACUAUAGCUAGCUCAUAUUCACUUUUAAAGGAAGUAAUAUGGUCUAUCGAGGGGCCUGUUGAUCGGCUUUUCCAAAAAUAUAUGUUUCGUCUGGAAUUUUACCUGCGUUUUGAGGAAAAUCUUUCUAACCCUGCGAAAUCGCCAGAGAACAUACAAAAACGUACUUUGUAACUGCCGAGACAAUUAUUGAAUUGAGAGAAAUAAUGUUGAUGCUAUUUUUUAAAAGAAAGUAAAAAAUGGAGCCUUCUUUUUUUGUUACAGAGUAAUUUUUAGAGUUAUUGCAACAAAAAACAAUAUUAUUGUCAUCAAAGAAUCAAUAGUUCUGCAAAGUCCCGUGAUGUACAUAUUACAUAAAUGACCUUUGUAGUUGAUAAAAGUGAAAGGUAAUUAGUUAAUAA